This is a messenger RNA of Scomber japonicus (chub mackerel), 1956 nucleotides long. RefSeq lists its product as uncharacterized. The transcript is spliced from 2 exons. Bases 1 to 1956 code for a protein of 651 amino acids. NCBI's taxonomy places the organism in Eukaryota, Metazoa, Chordata, Actinopteri, Scombriformes, Scombridae. The record is from RefSeq and is a predicted model, not a curated record.
AUGAACUGUGUUGGGGUUAGGGUGUUGGGUUUGUCACACAGCGUCAGGUUUAAUGGUUUCUGCUCCUCGUCCCAGUUUGUAAUACAGGAUGAGAACCAGUCUGAGUUAAGGCUGAUUUAUACUUCUACAGACCCCUCCACCCCCCUACAGACCCCUACCCACCCCUACCCACCCCUACAGACCCCUCCACACCCCUACAACCCCCUACACAUCCCUCCACAGACCCCUCCACACCCCUACAACCCCCUCCACACCCCUACAGACUCCCACAGACCCCUACACACCCCUACAGACUCCUACACACCUCUACAGACCCCUACAGACUCCUACACACCUCUACACACCCCUACAGACUCCUACACACCUCUACAGACCCCUACACACCCCUACAGAGACCCCUACAGACUCCCACAGACUCCUACACACCUCUACAGACCCCUACAGAGACCCCUACACACCCCUACAGACCCCUACACACCCCUACAGACCCCUCCAGACUCCUACAGAGACCCCUCCACACUCCUACAGACCCCUACAGACUCCCACAGACCCCUACAGACCCCUCCACACCCCUACAGACCCCUACACACCCCUCCACACCCCUACACACCCCUACAGACCCCUCCAGACUCCUACAGAGACCCCUCCACACUCCUACAGACCUCUACGCAAACCCCUACACAGACCCCUACAGACUCCCACAGACCCCUACACACUCCUACACACCUCUACAGACUCCUACAGACCCAUCCACACCCCUACAAACCCCUACAGACCCCUCCACACCCCUACAGACUCCAACACACCCCUACAGACUCCUACAGACCCCUCCACACCCCUACAGACUCCCACAGACCCCUACACACCCCUACAGAGACCCCUACAGACCCCUCCACACCCCUACAGAGACCCCUACAGACUCCUACAGACUCCUACACAGACCCCUCCACACCCCUACAAACCCCUACAGACCCCUCCACACCCCUACAGACCCCUCCACACCCCUACAGACCCCUACACACCCCUACAGACUCCCACAGACUCCUACAGAGACCCCUCCACACCACUGCAGACCCCUACACAGACCCCUACACACCCCUACAGACUCCUACACACCUCUACAGACCCCUACAUACCCCUCCACACCCCUACAGACUCCCACAGACCCCUCCACACCCCUACAGACUCCUACACACCCCUACAGAGACCCCUACAGACCUCUCCACACCCCUACAGACCCCUCCACACCCCUACAGACUCCCACAGACCCCUCCACACCCCUACAGACCCCUACACACCCCUACAGACUCCUACACACCCCUACAGAACCCUACACACCCCUACAGACCCCUACACACCCCUACAGACUCCUACACAGACCCCUCCACACCCCUACAGACACCCCUACAGACCCCUCCACACGCCUACAGACCCCUCCAGACCCCUACAAACCCCUACACACCCUUACAGACUCCCACAGACCCCUACACACCCCUACAGACUCCCUACACACCCCUACAGACUCCUACAGACCCCUCCACACCCCUCCAGACCCCUACAGACUCCUACACACCCCUACACAGACCCCUACAGAACCCUACACAGACUCCUACAGACCCCUCCACACCCCUACACACCCCUACACAGACCCCACCACACCCCUACAGAACCCUCCACACCCCUACACAGACUCCUACAGACCCCUCCAGACCCCUACACACCCCUCCACACCCCUACACACCCCUACACAGACCCCACCACACCCCUACAGAACCCUACACAGACUCCUACAGACCCCUCCACACCCCUACACAGACCCCACCACACCCCUACAGAACCCUCCACACCCCUACACAGACUCCUACAGACCCCUACACAGACUCCUACAGACCCCUCCACACCCCUACAGAACCCUCCACACCCCUACACAGACUCCUACAGACCCCUACACUGUAG